Coccidioides posadasii C735 delta SOWgp is the source of this 648-nucleotide messenger RNA. RefSeq names its product Phosphotransferase enzyme. Gene Ontology annotation, cellular component: mitochondrion. NCBI's taxonomy places the organism in Eukaryota, Fungi, Ascomycota, Eurotiomycetes, Onygenales, Onygenaceae. The record is from RefSeq and is a predicted model, not a curated record.
AUGGCUGCGCAUACUUUUCAUCGAGGCACCCCAACAAACGAACACCUUUUUUCGUACACGUCAGGACGAUUCUUGUUUAACGAGGACCGCCGGCGCCAGGAACGCUAUGUCGAGUUCGACGUCGAAGCCUUCAAGGAACUGGCCGCACAGGGCAUUGAGCCUGGCCAUGGCAAGGUCGCACAUAUCGCAAAGUUUGCUGAAGGCGGGUUCAACCGUGUUUUCCUUCUCACGAUGGACGACGGUUUUCAGGCAAUCGCCAAAAUUCCAUAUAAAAUUGCCCUUCCCAAACGCCAUGCGACCGCGAGCGAGGCUGCUACAUUAGAGUUCUUACGCCUGAAGGGUAUUCCAGUGCCAAAACUUUACAGCUACUCUGCGUCGGUGGAUAAUCCAGCUGGAGUCGAAUACAUCAUUAUGGAAAAAGUCAAUGGUGUACCAAUUGAAACGAGGUGGUUAUCGAUGACAAAGCGAGAGAGGCAUACGCUGGCUUCCAGUUUCGUGAGAUUGAGAAAAAGCUCUGGGAAGGUUUCGGGAAAACUGGCGCCGAGCCCUUUGUCCGUCUGUGGAUGUUCAGCGAAACUCGUCCAUCCUCAUCAAGAACGGCCGAAUAAUACGACCGACGCGAAAAGCACCAAUGCGCGCCGGCCCUAG